Messenger RNA from Neltuma alba, 1261 nucleotides. Its product is annotated as cyclase-like protein 2. The transcript has 7 exons. NCBI's taxonomy places the organism in Eukaryota, Viridiplantae, Streptophyta, Magnoliopsida, Fabales, Fabaceae. The record is from RefSeq and is a predicted model, not a curated record. Bases 92 to 931 code for a protein of 279 amino acids. Gene Ontology annotation, molecular function: arylformamidase activity.
AAAAAAAAAGAUUGACUCAUCCGUGGAGUGCUGUGUCAGUUACAGUGAGCUGAUUGACCGUAAACCAGGUUCUCUUGUCAUUCUUACGGCCAUGAAUUCUCUACUUUCACUUUCGUUUCUCUGUGCCUUGGCCCUGGCGAUCUCCCUCCACUACCGAGCUGUCUCUGCCGAUACUGCGGCUUAUCCCACCAUCCCCGGCACCGAUGCCGUCGACUGCUCCAUCGCCGGUGGUGACUCUGAUCUUAUUCCUCUUCGCCGAGAAGUCUACGAUAAUGGUCGAAUUUUCGAUAUCACUCACAAAUACGUCCCCCACAUGCCAGUCUGGGAUUCUAACGAUGGCCUUGGUAGACACUUUCUCUGGCUUGAGAAAAGCAUGAAAAAUGGUUCUCGCGCCAAUAACUCAGCUAUGAAGCUGGGUGUUCACACUGGUACCCAUGUCGAUGCGCCGAGCCACUUCUUCGACAACUACUUCGACGCCGGCUUUGAUGUUGACACGCUCGAUUUGGAAGUCCUUAAUGGCUAUGCUCUAUUGGUCGAUGUUCCAAGGGAUACAAACAUAACUGCUGAAGUUAUGAAGUCCCUGAGUAUUCCUAGCGGUGUACGUCGUGUGCUCUUCAGGACAUUAAAUACUGACAGGCGGCUUAUGUUUAAGAAGGAAUUCGACACAAGUUAUGUAGGCUUCAAGGAGGACGGAGCGAAAUGGCUGGUUGAGAAUACUGACAUUAAACUUGUAGGAGUUGAUUACUUAUCCGCUGCUGCUUAUGAUCACUCGGUUCAAUCUCAUCAUGUAUUUCUGGAAGGCAGGGAAAUCAUUCUGGUGGAAGGCUUGAAGCUCGAUGAUGUCCCGGAAGGAAUAUAUACGCUGAACUGCUUGCCCCUUAGGUUGGUUGGUUCCGAGGCAUCACCAAUACGAUGCAUCCUGAUCAGAUAAUAGGUCCAUUGCCCUUAUCAAGAUGUCAAAUGCUGCUGCAUUAUGGUGAGAUUGAUGCUGUUUACGUUGCCACACUAAUAUCUUUCUGUUGAAUUAAACAUGUUUCUCUUGUACGAAGUCCAGGAAUGAGUUGCACUGGCCAAUAAAUAGCAUGACUUGCAUGUAUGUAUGUAUGGUAUGCAGGCCAAACAAAAAAAGAGGAUGUAUUCUUUUAUAUGCGUAGAUUGAAAUUUGGAAACUACUAGAUAUGGCUCUUCUCCAUGGAUGUAAAAGCUUUUCAACAUAUUUCUUGCCAGUACGUUAAGAGGGUGCCACCUGGCCAAAAACAAA